Messenger RNA from Mangifera indica (mango), 2454 nucleotides. RefSeq names its product serine/threonine-protein kinase GRIK1. The transcript has 12 exons. Gene Ontology annotation, cellular component: cytoplasm. The record is from RefSeq and is a predicted model, not a curated record. NCBI's taxonomy places the organism in Eukaryota, Viridiplantae, Streptophyta, Magnoliopsida, Sapindales, Anacardiaceae. Bases 863 to 2095 code for a protein of 410 amino acids. Gene Ontology annotation, biological process: intracellular signal transduction; protein phosphorylation. Gene Ontology annotation, molecular function: protein serine/threonine kinase activity; ATP binding.
UCAAACGAUUUUCGGAACAUCUAUUUUUUUCCCUAAUUUUUGUCGCUCGAGAUUUUUUAAUAAUUUCUUUCACUUUUUAAAGAAAUCUCAAUCUCAAUCUCAGAUCACAAUCACAAUCUUCAACUCUUCAAUCACCCAAUAUAGGGUUCGCCCCCAAAUUUCACCCUAAAUUUCAUUUCUACUAUCCGGAUGAAAUUUAGGGUUCUCAAUUACUUUUUUGCUCGCUUCUUUCACCGUCGGAAUCGAAUUCAAAUCUAGGGCUUUGGAAUUGCCUUUGUCAUUAAUUAAUAGGUCAACGUAUUGUCGCUGAAUGUUGAGGCUGCAUUGGGUACUAUAAACUGGAGUUGUAAUAGCGAUGUUGGGUCUCAAUCGAAUUGGCUUCAAAAUAAUUAGUUGGUUCUUUCAUUUGGCCGAGUGGCAUCCACUAGAAUAGCAGAGUUGAUUUGGGCUUAAAAGCCCUCUUGCUUUGUCUUCUUCUUAGAUCAGGUUUGAAUUUUAUCUCUUCUAAUUAUGUGGUUUGAUAUUACUUGUAAGUGAUAAUCUUUUUUCUAUUUGUUUAUCUGAUGAACAUAAAGCCCGGAAUACCCAUUGGAGCAGUGGUCUUCUGCGUUCAAAUUUUUUUUUAGCUCUUUCAUGUUCUGGAUGAAAAGAAUGUGGAAACCCCUUUUGAUGUGUAUUCUAUCCUUCAAUAAUUUUGAUUUUGUGCUAUGAGAUGCUAAUUUAACUUAGGUGGCUAUUUUUUGUAAGGCGAUAUUGUUUGUUUAUUGACAUAAGGGUUUGUGUAUUGCAGCUUUGGGAUGUUUUUUAUUCUUUUUGGUGGCUGGGAGUUGUAAUAGUUGCUCUAAGGUUGUUGAGGUUUUUCAUGUUUAAUAAGAGCCUCUACUCUUGGGUGAGAUCUAUGGGUUGUUGUGGCUGUUUCGGGUUUUCCAAAAGAAGGCCUAAAACAUCACUGAGGCCCAUUUCUAGGUUUAAUUAUCGAAUUUCCCAGGAGUAUUUGUUAGAUGAUGAAAUAGAUGAUGAGACUGAUAGUUUCUUUAAUGGUGAUGAUACAAAUAUGGCACAUGGAGAUGAUGGCGAUUUGCAGAACCAUGCCAAACACUCUGAAGAGAUUUUGAGGUUAAGAGAACAGAAUGGACUAGUAUGCAGGCAAUAUCCUGUCAAAGAAACCAACAAACUUAUUCGAUCAGAGGAUGAAAACGGGACUAAGAUGAUCAAUGAGUAUGUUCAUGAGCGCAAGAUUGGUGCAGGUAGCUAUGGUAAAGUGGUUUUAUACCAGAGCUCUAUAGAUGGGAAGCAUUAUGCUAUUAAGGCCUUCCAUAAAUCUCAUUUGUUAAAGAUGCGAGUUGCCCCAUCAGAGACUGCUAUGACUGAUGUUCUUCGUGAGGUUCUAAUAAUGAAAAUGUUGGACCAUCCAAAUAUAGUCAAUCUCAUUGAGGUGAUUGAUGAUCCAAACUCAGAUCACUUCUACAUGGUUCUUGAAUAUGUGGAAGGCAAAUGGGAUUAUAAAGGUUCUGCUCCACUUGGGGCCCUUGAAGAAGAUACUGCCAGAAAGUACUUGCGGGAUGUAGUCUCUGGGCUGAUGUACCUUCAUGCUCAUAAUGUUGUGCAUGGGGAUAUUAAACCUGAUAAUCUGUUAGUUACACAUGCUGGUACAGUGAAGAUUGGUGAUUUUAGUGUCAGCCAGGUUUUUGAGGAUGAUAAUGAUGAGCUUCGCCGUUCUCCUGGGACUCCUGUUUUUACUGCCCCUGAGUGCUGUCUAGGUCUAACCUACCAUGGGAAAGCUGCUGACACAUGGGCCGUAGGAGUUACUUUAUACUAUGUGGUACUGGGACAAUAUCCAUUUCUUGGUGAAACACUGCAGGAUACAUAUGACAAGAUUGUUAAUAACUCAUUGGAACUCCCGGCUGAUAUGAACCCACAGCUGAGAAACUUACUAGAAGGACUUCUCUGCAAAGAUCCAACUCAGAGGAUGACUCUAAAGGAUGUAGCUGAGCACACUUGGAUUAUUGGAGAAGAAGGGCCAAUCCCUGAGUAUUUAUGCUGGUGCAAGCGUAAUACCCUGCAGAGGGAUAGCAGUGCACAUAAUUCUGACUGACUAGAUUGUUUGAUUAGUUUGGAUUACUUUAGGUACAGUGGAAAAGCUAGGUUUUUUAUUUACAAUUUUGAGUUAUCAAAACCGGCAAGCGGUGCAUAUCUUGCCUAAGACAAGUAGUAAGUAAAAUUCUCUGAUUUACGAAAGGAUUUGAGGCUUCCAUCAUCCACAAUACAGAAAGUGGAAGGAUGCGGCUUGUAAUCUGGCUUUCAGACUUUCAGGUUUUUUUUUUUCUGUUAAAUCUGUUGGACAGUAAGAGCUUGAGUUUUUGAGUGAGUAACAGAGCUGUGUUUCUUUUCUUCCUAUCAAAGAACAUUGAUGAAACAAGGAAUGUGAAUGAAUCACUGCUAAUUAAUCCCUUA